CAACACAGUCGUUCCAUGAUGAAAUUCGAGAGUGGUUACACUGUGGAAACAGUAUUCGAUGGAAGCAAGCUUGGAAUUGAGCCACACUCAGUUGGAAUAUCUCCAAAUGGUGAAUUUGUGGUUCUUGAUUCUGAGAACAGUAACAUCUACAAGUUCUCAAGCUUAGUGUCCAGAUAUAGCAGACCCAAACUGCUUGCUGGAUCACCUGAAGGGUAUAUUGGACACAUAGAUGGAAGGCCUAGAGAAGCUAGAAUGAACCACCCUAAAGGGCUUGCAGUGGAUGGAAGAGGGAAUAUUUACAUUGCAGACACAUUGAAUAUGGCCAUUAGAAAGAUCAGUGAUGAAGGUGUUACCACAAUUGCAGGAGGGAAAUGGGGCCAUGUAGGAGGCCAUGUUGAUGGUCCAAGUGAGGAUGCUAAGUUUUCAAAUGAUUUUGAUUUAAUUUAUGUUGGUAGUAUGUGCUCUCUUUUGGUGGUGGAUCGAGGAAACCAAGCAAUUAGAGAGAUUCAACUCCAUCAAGAUGAUUGCACUACUUAUGAUGAGUAUGAAAGUAAUUUCUACUUAGAAAUAGCGUUGCUUGUUGCUGCUGGAUUCUUUGGCUAUAUGUUGGCAUUACUGCAGAGGAGAGUGAGGGCUAUGUUUUCUUCUCCACAAGAUCCAAGAGCUCCUUUAAGGAAAGAUACACAAUUUGCAGCACAGCAAAGGCCUCCUCCCAAGUCAGUCAGGCCUCCUUUGAUCCCAACAGAAAAUGAAUUUGAGAAACAAGAUGAGGGCUUCUUUGUUUCUCUUGGAAGGCUUUUCCUGAACUCUGGCUCAUCUAUGGGUGAAAUUUUGGGGGGCUUGUUCUCAAGAUCCAAAAGUAAACCACUCCAAUAUCAUCAGUACCAGCAGCAGCAACAACAACACUACCAGUAUGCAAACAAACAUUCUAAUGCUUGGCCCAUGCAAGAGAGUUUUGUCAUUCCAGAUGAAGAUGAACCUCCUUCUAUAGAAACUAGAACUCCUACAAAUAGGAAAUCCUAUCCUUUCAUGACCAAGGAGCUGGAAAGGCCACAGCAACACUACAAGCCAACUCGGGCUUACUUGAAUGGUGAUUAUGAUGAACAUCAACAACAACAACAUCAUCAUCAACAACACCGUUAUCCCAAGCUGCAACACCAGGAGCAACACCCCCAUUAUUCUUCCAACUCACAAAGUUACUAUGAGCAGAACCGUGAGACAAAUGAGAUUGUGUUUGGUGCAGUUCAAGAACAUGAUGGAAGACGUGAAGCCAUGGUAAUAAAGGCUGUAGAUUAUGGUGAUCCAAAAUACAGUAACCACAAUAUCAGACCUAGAUUAAAUUAUGUUGGUUACUCCUCCAAUGGUUAUUGA
Messenger RNA from Gastrolobium bilobum, 1371 nucleotides. RefSeq lists its product as uncharacterized. NCBI's taxonomy places the organism in Eukaryota, Viridiplantae, Streptophyta, Magnoliopsida, Fabales, Fabaceae. The record is from RefSeq and is a predicted model, not a curated record. Gene Ontology annotation, molecular function: protein binding. The coding region runs from base 16 to 1371 and encodes 451 amino acids. The transcript has 5 exons.